Schizosaccharomyces osmophilus is the source of this 1143-nucleotide messenger RNA. It is a transcript of the gene svf1, whose product is annotated as Svf1 family protein, lipocalin superfamily Svf1. The record is from RefSeq and is a predicted model, not a curated record. Lineage: Eukaryota; Fungi; Ascomycota; Schizosaccharomycetes; Schizosaccharomycetales; Schizosaccharomycetaceae. Gene Ontology annotation, cellular component: cytoplasm. Gene Ontology annotation, biological process: response to oxidative stress. The coding region runs from base 1 to 1143 and encodes 380 amino acids. The transcript is spliced from 3 exons.
AUGAGAGCCUGGCUUCAAUCCAAUAUAUCAUACUUAACAGGUACUACGGAACCUGUUUACGGCGCUGAGGCAAUUCAGCCCGUCACCGCUACCGUACAAGGUGUUAAUCCCUAUCAUACCUUGGAUGAGGAUGAUUACCGGUGGUCCACUCCUUCUACUAGCCAUGUUGAAACCCAAGUCUUUUAUAUUCGUCCCAAGAAUAGCAAUCUCAUGUGCUUUGUUCAAUUGAUUCAUUCUAACUUAGGUUCUUGGACUACUACAGCUCAAUCUACAUGUCGGAUUUUCGAUAUUGAUAAUCCCGAAAAUGAUUUAUGGACUUCCACUAACUUGGACCAAUUCAGUUUCGAAAACGAUCGUACCUGCUUCAGAGCUGCUAAUAUUUCAAUCGAUCUUGAAGGAAACCAUACCUAUAGAAUCCGUUCAUCCGUAAAUAUGGACUCUAUUAUCGAUAUCGUUAUUCAUCAAGAAAGUCCUCCUUUCAAGAUUGGUGAGAGCGGUACUAGCAACUAUGGUACCGAUCCCACCAAGCCUUGGGCUAGCAUGAAGCACGUCUUCUGGCCUCGUACUCGUGUUGAGGGUAACAUUGUAUCAAAAGGUAAGGUGAUUGAUGUUAGCGGUAGUGGUUUAUUUGUUCAUGCUUUACAAAACGGAAAGCCUCAGCAUCUGGCUUCUUCAUGGGAAUUUGCUCUCUUGCAAAACCCUAGAUAUACCGGUGUUAUGAUGCAAUUCAAAACUCCUCCAAGCUAUGGAUCUACAAUCGUUAAUGUGGGUGGUCUCGUGACGAACGAUAAAGUUUUGGCCGUGACCGUCGACAACACCAUUGAUCAUGUGGAUGUGACAACGGAUCCAGAAACAGAAUGGCCCGAGCCUACUCGUAUAGCGUAUGACUGGGUGGGUAAGGAUGCAGAAACUUAUCAAAAACCCGUGCAUUUAUCAGUUGACGCUCCCUUGGGUAGACGUUUACAGCGUAUUGAUGUUCUUUCUGAAAUUCCCACAUGGCUUCGUGGUUUUGUCCAUAAUGUGUCUGGAACAAAACCUUUUAUUUACCAAUACUUAACUCCUGUUACUCUCAAACUAAAUAUUGAUGGUGAGGAGAUUGAAGAAAAGGCUACCCUGUUUAAUGAAACCACAUUUAUUUCUUAA